Molecule: messenger RNA, 4014 nt
Organism: Engraulis encrasicolus (European anchovy)
Lineage: Eukaryota; Metazoa; Chordata; Actinopteri; Clupeiformes; Engraulidae
Product: astrotactin-2-like
Exons: 21
Coding region: 50-3103 (1017 amino acids)
Biological process (GO): neuron migration; neuron cell-cell adhesion
Cellular component (GO): endosome; membrane
Molecular function (GO): protein binding
Source: RefSeq, a predicted model, not a curated record
CGGAGGACGAAGUGGUGGAGGCGGUGGUGUUGGAGGGCCGGGGUCACACAUGCUGUCUGACAGCCUGACCAAGAUGGAGGACCACCUGAAGCACAGCCUGGAUAAGAGAGUGACUAACGCCCAGCAGGACACUGUGGAGGAGCUGAUGCAGCGGUUCAAGGACAGCUUCCACACCAACGCCGCCAUGGACGUGAGCCACUUCCAGCACAACCCACACUCCUCCUCCACCAGCCGGAGGAGAGGACCCAACAUCACACGAGGGAAUGCGUUUGGUCGUCAAGGUGACCACAGUUCUGAAGUGGAGGAUGAGAUUCAGAUGAAGUUCUACACGGAACACAGGGGACGACGACGCAGUAAAGGUUGUCCUCAGAGCCCGCUGAACAAGGCAACUCUAACGCUCAUCACCAUCAGUACGUGUGUGCUGGCGGUGGUCUACAGCACGCAGGUCAGCUGCCCACUCUCGGUCAAGGUCACACUGCACGUGCCCGAACACUUCAUCGCCGACGGAAGUAGUUUUGUGGUGAGCACGGGCAGCUUCCUGGACGUUUCUAAUUGGCUGAACCCGGCCAAGCUGGCGCUGUACUACCAGAGCAACAGCUCCUCCCAGUGGGUGCGGGACUACUGCGGACAGCGCACCACCGAGCCGUGCGAGCAGCUCUGCGACCCGGAGACAGGAGAAUGCAGCUGUCAGGAGGGUUACGCGCCGGACCCCGCACAUAAACACCUGUGUGUUCGCAGCGACUGGGGACGAAACGAAGGUCCAUGGCCUUACACCAACCUAGAGAGAGGCUAUGACCUGGUCACCGGGGAACAGGCACCAGAGAGGAUCUUCAGGUCAUCCUACAGCUUGGGCCAGGGCUUGUGGCUGCCUGUGAGUAAGAGCUUUGUGGUGCCUCCAGUGGAGCUGUCCAUCAACCCAGUAGCCAGCUGCAAGACAGACGUGCUGGUGACCGAGGACCCAGGAGAUGUUCGGGAGGAGGCCAUCAUGUCCACCUACUUCGACACGGUGGACGACCUGUUGGCCUCGUUCGGGCCGGUGAGGGACUGCUCCAAGGACAACGGCGGCUGCCGCAAGAACUUCAAGUGCGUGUCUGACCGCCGAUUGGACUCCACGGGCUGCAUGUGCCCCGAUGGCCUGCGGCCGAUGAAGGAUGGCUCUGGUUGCUAUGACUACACCAAGGGCACGGACUGCUCGGACGGCUUCAACGGGGGCUGUGAGCAGCUGUGUCUGCAGCAACUGGAGCCCCUCGCAGAGGACCCCACCUCCAGCAACGUGCUCAUGUUCUGCGGGUGUGUGCAGGAGUAUAAGCUGGCUCCAGAUGGCCGGUCGUGCAUCCUGCUCGCGGAUAACUGCGAGGGUCCCAAGUGCCCCAGGCAAGAUGGCCGCUUCAACAACACGCUCUUCAGCGAGAUGCUUCAUGGCUACAACAACAAGAGCCAGCAGGGCAACCUGGGACAAGUCUUUCAGAUGACCUUUCGAGACAACAAUUUCAUCAAGGACUUUCCCCAGUUGGCCGAUGGGUUGAUGGUCAUCCCCCUUCCCGUGGAGGAGCAGUGUAGAGGAGUGCUGUCAGAACCACUACCAAACCUCCAGCUUCUCACAGGUGACGCUCAGUUCAACGAGGCCAUGGGUUAUCCUAUGGUGCAGCAGUGGAGAGUACGCAGCAAUCUCUAUAAAGUCAAGCUGAGUGCCAUCACUCUCGCCACAGGUUUCUCCAAGGUGCUGAAGGGGCUGACGGGGGACAGCACGCGGGAGGAGCUGCUGGCCUUCCUGCAGCAGUACGGCACGCACUACGUCUCCGAGGCCCUGUACGGCUCCGAGCUGGCCUGCUCCAUCUACUUCCCCAGCAAGAAGACACAGCAGCAGCUAUGGCUGCAGUACCAGAAAGAGGCCACGGACCAGACCAGCCGACGCGAGUUGCGCUCGCUGCCGUUCAUCAGCUACCUGUCGGGCCUGCUGAAGACGCAGCUGCUGUCGGACGACCUGGUGUCGGGCGUGGAGAUCCGCUGCGAGGAGAAGGGCUCCUGCCCCUCGGCCUGCCACCUGUGCUACCAGCCGGGCCACGAGACGCCCAGCCCCUCCCCCGUGCUCCUGGAGGUCAGCCGCAUCGUGCCCCUCUACAGCCUGGUGCAGGACAACGUCACCAAAGAGGCCUUCAAGAGUGCCACCAUGAGCUCCUACUGGUGUGCGGGGAAGGGUGACGUCAUCGAGAACUGGUGCCGCUGUGACCUGAACGCCUUCGGCAAAGACGGACUGCCCAACUGCAGCCCCCUGCGCCAGCCUGUUCUCAGGUUGUCCCCUCACAUGGAGCCCUCCAGUACGAUGGUGGCUCUGGAGUGGGUGGACGUGGAGCCUCUCAUUGGCUACAAGAUCUCCGAUUACAUCAUCCAGCACAAGCGAAUGGAGGACCCCUCAGAGGCCGAGAUCUACUCAGGUGAGGUGAUGAGUCUGGUGGAUGACCUCUUCUCUGGUCUGGGCUCCUCGUGUGUGGUUGCCGGGCGACGCCCUGCCGAUAGCUCCCAUGCCGCUGGCCUGUACACACUCGUCUUCAAGUGCCUGGAGCCAGACAGCCUAUACAGGUUCACGCUGUACGCCAUUGACAGCCGAGGCAGUCACUCGGAGGCCAGUUCGGUGACAGUGCGCACUGCCUGUCACAUGGUGGACGACAGCAGAGCAGAAGAGUUAGCCGAUAAGGUUUACAACCUCUAUAAUGGCUAUACGAGUGGGAAGGAACAGCAGAUGGCCUACAACACGCUGAUGGAGGUGGCGCCUCCUCUGCUGUACCGCGUGCAGCACCACUACAACUCGCACUACGAGAAGUUUGGAGACUUCGUCUGGAGGAGCGAGGAUGAACUGGGGCCCAGGAAAGCGCACCUGAUCCUGCGUCGUACGGAGCGCCUGAGCCACCUGUGCCGGUCGCUGCUGCGUAGCGGCUACAUCCAGAGCCGCUCGGACACGCUGCCCUACGUGCUGUGCCGCAGCGAGGAAGCCCGGCCCGCCGGCUCCACGUGGCACGCCUCCCUGCACGAGACGCGCCUCUCCUGCGCCGAGAGGCUGCUCGCCGUGCAGCGCAACAUCUACGGCAAAUCCAAGCUGCGGUGAGACGCGGACAGGAAGAGGCAGGCCGAGGGAGAGAGAGAGAGGUAGAGACGGAAGGAGAGAGAAAAAAAAAGAGAGAGAGAGAGACAGAGAGACAAGAUGCAAGAAAGGGGAAAGCAAAUGGGGGGAGGGGGAGAGAAAGACAAAGACACAAAGAACAAAGGAGAGAAGGGGGAGGCGAAGGGGAGAGAGAGAGAGAGACAAGAACAGGGAGAAAUGUCCCCCAAACGAACAAGAGCAACCUGGGAGAGAAAAGGAGCUGCAAUUGGAAAGAAUCUACGCCUGAGUUGGAUGAAGUCCACAUCUAAACCAUGCCUCAGACAGAACUGAGGAAGAUUAUAGCUGGAUCAAGCAUUCAUCAUCUCCAGCGAAUGGCUAACGUUUUCACCCGCAGACCAGGCCUCCAUCAGCACCGGCCACCUAUGCCUCUCUAUCUGGACUCAUUGCCAGUUGUCCUUCAUCGAUCUCAAGGGUGAACUCUCUUUCAGUCACCUUCCUUCUCCAGGUCAAGUUCUGUGUUACUCUCAAGGAUGCGAUCUGUCUCUCUCAAGGUCGUGAUCUCUGUCUCUCUCAAGGUUAUGCUCUGCCUCUCGCUGUCUCUGUCCAUCUAGACUCUCUUUGCCUGCUCUAUCCUUUGAAUUCUUGUUUUUCUACCAGAGGAACUCAAGAGCGACUCUAGAGAGAAUUUUAUAAACACAAAGGAACAUUUAGUUUAUCUCAGCUUUUUUUUGAGUUUCCGAAAGCCGAGCGGCAAAGUAGCUGGAAACUGCUUUGGGCAUUGUAAAGAUGAAAUUAUAAGAUUAUAUUUUAUUUUCUGUCAGGAUGAUGGCAGCCUUUCUGCAGACGUAACAUUCAGACAUUUGUUCUCUUCCCCUAGAGGAAAAUAAAUAAUGAACUUUAAAAAAAAAAAAAAA